AUGGGAAGAUAUCCUUCACCUUUGCUGAACACUUCAACAAAUUUUGCGACGCUCCUGUCAGGAUGCGCUUUCCUUUCACUGGUCAUCUCAAUGCCUGUCCUGUUCACAAUAAUGAACAAUAUCGAAGAGGAAUUGAUGGAAUCGCGGGAACUCUUCAGUGAGAUGACGAACGUUAUGUGGAAAGACCUGAUGAGCGAGGGUGAAAUGCUCCGCAGAACGUCCCGUCAAACAUAUAGACAAGACGCUGGUACCGGAAAUGGAGCCGGAGGAGGAUCCUCGAAUAACGGUGCACAUACGGGUGCUGAAGGAGUAGGAGCGUCUGCAUCUGCAGGAUCUGUAUCUGCACAAGGCGCUGCACAUGGUCCUGUAGGAGCAGGAGCAGCCGCUAACAAUGGUGCUGGAGCUGGAAGAGGUUCUGGGGGCAACAGUGUAGCUACUGGAGCUGGUGCCGCCAACAGCUGUCCAGCUGGACCUAAGGGUUCCAAAGGAGCUCCCGGAGAGAAGAUGUUCUCAGGAAACGACGGCGUCCCUGGAGUUCCUGGACUCGCUGGAAGGUCUGGAGGGGGCAAUGGUGUCCUGUCCGAUGCUGAAUGUCUACCAUGCCCUAGAGGCCCACCUGGUCAACCAGGAUACAAAGGAAAACAUGGACCUCGUGGGCCAAAGGGCGAAAAAGGUCCACAGGGAAAGCCUGGAGACAAUGGAGCUCCCGGUGAUGAAGGCGUCGAUGGCGCACCUGGUCUUCCUGGGCCAGUCGGUGCAACCGGAGAAAGAGGUGCUCCUGGAAACGACGCUCGUGGUACCGCUAAAGGUGCACCAGGACCACAAGGAGAAUUGGGUCCAGCAGGAAUGCCUGGAGACGAAGGGCUUCCAGGGGAGCGUGGAGAUGACGCUCUGCCAGGCCCUCAGGGACCACCUGGAGCUAUUGGAGCACCUGGAGAACCUGGCCCAGUCGGUUUCCCUGGUCUACCUGGUCAGAUUGGUCGCAACGGUCACGAUGCUGAAUACUGCCCUUGCCCAGAUCGUUCGAAAAAACGUAAUCUUAUACUUUCAGUAUUUGCAGCACCAGAAGGAGCAGCAGCUAUAAUAAUAGUGCCAGCCGUGGCAAGUGACAGCAAGGAAUUCAGAGGAGGAGCCGUCGGUCCUGACGGUGGACCACCUGUGUCCGACGGAGGCGUCAGUGUUGCUGCUAGCCCCGCGGCACUCGAGCAGCAGCCAGUAGGAGCCGGUGGAAAUCGCGCCGACUAUGCUACACAGAAGAACCGUGCGGUUGACAAAGCAGCACUCGCUCGUGCUCUUCGCAGAAAGCUCGUCCUCAAAGCCUAA
Ostertagia ostertagi is the source of this 1323-nucleotide messenger RNA. The record is from the annotation of a GenBank genome assembly. NCBI's taxonomy places the organism in Eukaryota, Metazoa, Nematoda, Chromadorea, Rhabditida, Trichostrongylidae.